AUGUCCUCCCCAGGAAUUCACCUGGCUUGCCGGCGUGGAGUAGAUCAGCUCGCGAUCCGCCCCAGCAACCCUCGGAGGUCCCUUCGUGGUCGCCAGAAAACUGCUGCCCGUAAUGAGGACACAAACCAACAGAGUGUGAUUUGCAAGUCAGAUGCUCCUACAGGGGAUGUUCUGCUUGAUGAAGCUCUGAAACACAUAAAAGAGACCCAACCUCCUGAAACAGUACAAAAUUGGAUUGAACUGCUUAGUGGUGAAACAUGGAACCCAUUGAAGUUGCACUACCAAUUGCGAAAUGUCCGUGAAAGGUUAGCUAAAAAUCUAGUGGAAAAAGGUGUACUGACAACAGAAAAACAGAACUUUCUUCUUUUUGACAUGACUACACAUCCUCUCACCAACAACAGUAUCAAACAGCGCCUCAUCAAAAAGGUUCAAGAAGCAGUUCUUGACAAAUGGGUGAAUGACACCCACCGCAUGGACAAACGCUUGCUGGCACUUGUUUAUUUAGCCCAUGCUUCAGAUGUUCUGGAGAAUGCUUUUGCCCCUCUUCUGGAUGAGCAGUAUGAUUUAGCCACAAAGAGAGUGCGGCAGCUUUUGGAUUUAGACCCUGAGGUUGAAUGUAUGAAAACCAACAUGAAUGAGGUUCUGUGGGCUGUUGUAGCAGCUUUCACAAAAUAACUGUGUUUAGACUGAA
This is a messenger RNA of Empidonax traillii (willow flycatcher), 691 nucleotides long. Its product is annotated as Golgi phosphoprotein 3-like. The transcript is spliced from 3 exons. Lineage: Eukaryota; Metazoa; Chordata; Aves; Passeriformes; Tyrannidae. Bases 1 to 675 code for a protein of 224 amino acids. The record is from RefSeq and is a predicted model, not a curated record. Gene Ontology annotation, molecular function: phosphatidylinositol-4-phosphate binding. Gene Ontology annotation, cellular component: cytosol; Golgi cisterna; trans-Golgi network. Gene Ontology annotation, biological process: Golgi organization; Golgi to plasma membrane protein transport; retrograde vesicle-mediated transport, Golgi to endoplasmic reticulum.